GUCUCAGUUCCUCCUGGGGCUUCCUGCAGGCACGUCUCACUUCCUGCCCUGGCAGCCCUAGCUCCCGGCUCAGGCUGGGGGUGGGGAGGCCCAGCUGGUGAGGCCAGGGAGGAAGGACCUGACCCCUAACCUCCCUCUGUCUCGGCAAGGAUGGCCCCCUUGCCUUUAGACGCUGCUGCAUCUCUUUGGGCCUAUCUCCCAUAUUCAAAACGGAGCCUGAGGACCAACCAGUUGUCCAAGAUUAAAGAGGUCAUGUGGAAAGUAUGGUCUCCACCUCAGAAGUGCCUCUACUUCCUUCCUUCCCUGGAAUAAAGACACCUUUCUGCCCAGGGCCCCCAACCCUUAGAAAUUCCCUCUGGGAAGUGAGUUUCCCAGUGAGUUUCAGAGCCUGAGGCUCUGGUCUCAGGAGUUACCACUCCCAUCGCUCAUCUAUUUACUGCACCGUUGAUCACACCAGAUGCCAGCACGCCUGCUUUGUGCCAGGACCAUUCUGGUCAGUGCCAGGAGGUCAGCCUCAGACCCUGCCAUUAGGUCCUAUUCCAGUGGGAGAGACAGAGCGGGACACAAUGACAGGACAGGGUCCUGAUCCCUGCCAGAGCCAGGGAAUGCCCCAAGCGCGGGAGUGACUAAUUUUUUAUAUAUAUAUAUAAAUUUAUUUAUUUAUUUAUUUAUUUAUCUUUGGCUGAGUUGGGUCUUCGUUGCUGCACGCAGGCUUUCUCUAGUUGUGGCGAGCAGGGCUACUCUUCCUUGCAGUGCGCAGGCUUCUCAUUGCGAUGGCUUCUCUUGUUGUGGAGCACGGGCUCUAGGCGCGCGGGCUUCAGUAGUUGUGGCACAUGGGCUCAGUAGUUGUGGCUCACGGGCUCUAGAGCGCAGGCUCAGUAGUUGUGGUGCAGGGGCUUAAUUGUUUUGCGUCAUGUGGGAUGUUCCUGGACCAGGGCUCAAACCCGUGUCCUCUGCAGGGAGAUUCUUAACCACUGCGCCACUGGGGAAGUCCCGGGGAGGGUGUGUGUGUGACUAAUUUAGCAUUUAGAGUGCUUUGGAGAGUAGGAGGUAUGCCCUGAGUUCUGUGGAGUUUUCCUGCUGGAACAGAGCAGAGAAAGGGCAUUCUUGGCCCAAGGAACUGUGUGCAAAGGUGCAGAGAAGAGGGGGCAGGAGGAGAGGCUGGAGACUUGGGCAGUGUGGCCCCUGAGUGCCAGGUGAGGCUGUCAGAACCUUCCCUGUGGCCAUUCUGCCCCCAUGGCACACAGGGGCACCCACUUCAGGGAACCCAGUGCUCCUCCAACCCCAUCAUUUGGUCUCACCCUUUCUGUCACCUCCGAGAAGCCACCAGACCCCUCUGGCCCUUCUCUGGGCACAAGGUGGGAGCUCAUUCCCAUUUGCUCUAUUGUUGGUGGCUCAGGCCAAAUUCUCCCUCACCCAGAACGGAAAUUUGACCUCUCUCCAAUCUGAGCCAGCUCCCCAGCUGCCUGAUCCUGACCUGGGGGUGGGGAAGGGGGGGUUGGGGGGUAGGAACCACUGCCCAAGGUCACAUGGAGAGUCGAGGAGAGGAGAAGCCAGGAGGACACCCAUGCCAGUGUUCCAGCCCAUGCUCUUUCCAGGGACUCUGCAGGGGUCCCGGGGCCCAGCGGGCCUCUGAGCAUCUCCUCACUCCCCUGAGCUGCAGAGACUCUGAGGACCAGCCCCGGGCGUCCUGCAUGGAUCUAGGACGGUGCCAGCGACUCCAGGGCAGGUGAAAGUCUAUCUCGGCAGCUCCUGCGGUCAGCGAGACCGGUGGCACUUCAGAAGGCGGGGCUGUGGGACGGAGUGGGUGGGGCCAGGGCUAGAGGCGCGGCGAGGGCGGGGUCAAGAGAGGUGGGGCUGAGGAACCCCGAGCCUCCAGGUAACAGGAAAGGGGCGGGGUCAGGAGCAUGUAGAAGGGGUGGGUUCAAGGCCCACCCGCAGGGAAAAAGGGAGGCCACGGAUGAGCGGAGGCUACCAACUGUAGCCUCUCUAAACUCUGGACCACCGCGCUCACGCGGGGUCCCCAUCCUCAAGCGAGGCCCGAGGACCGCGGCCCGAGCCAGGAGGGGUCCAAAUGCAGGGCAUGGCCCCGACUCUGGGGAGAGGUGGCCUCCCCCACUCCGUCCCCCGCCCUCCGGCUCCGGGCUCGGAGCUGACCUCGGAGGUGUGUCCCAGGAAUGGGCAGGCUAGUGGGUCAGGGAGCACCUGUCCCGGGUGGAGGCGCUGUACGGCCUCUGCCGAGCACCGUCCUCUCUGGGUCUGUUCCCGUGCUAUGGUCUUGGUGGGCAGCUCCGGAUUUGCACCUUCACUGGGUGAUGCGGAAUUAAGAAGGGAAGCUGAGCUCCAGUUCCCAGCACCACCACCCCGAACCCCCGCUCCCUCGCAACCUCAGGAGCCCGGGGGUACCCUCCCUCCCACAGGCAGCUGGAGCCUGAGUCACGAGCCGCCUCUCAUGGAGACAACGGAGCCUCAGGCCCUCCCCUCCAGACCCCGCUCCCGGUACUGGCUUCGCAUCUGCACUAGCAGGGAGUACGUAGUCCCCUAGAAUCUCUGCUUCUUGCGUAACCCUCCACCGUGGACAAAACAAAAGCAGGGUGGGCUUGGGAAUGAGGCCUUUGAGGCUUGUGGACGACACCCACAGUGGCCAUCACAAUCUUCUCAGCACCGCUGUGGCGGGGGCUCCCAUAAGGCUGCAUGUUCCUGGAUGUUUUUCAUCCAGGGACCCAUUGGCUUCUUCCUGCAGCCCUGCCAAAGAGGAGCUAGCAGCCCAUCUUGCAGAUGAGAAAACUGAGGCCUAGAAAGGUCGACUGGUCUUACUAGAGCAGGAAUUCUAACCCACAAUAGUCUGGUUCCAAAAUGAAGAAUAAACAGGAGCUCUCAGUGUGAGGGGCUGGAAAGGCCUUCCAGGAAGAAACAACCUGUUGGAAGGCCUGGGGGCUUAUGGAGGAGCUGUCGUGUCAGGCGUUAGUCAGGCACUGGGUGUGCUGCUACUGGGGGUAGGAACACCUGCCUGGCCUCUGGGCUGGGGUCCUCCAGCUGCUCUCUCUGUUUGUACUAAACUGGCCAGAAGGUAGGUUUGGGGCUCACAGGGCAGGUUCCAGGCCAUACCCCAGCCCUUCCAGGCUGUGUGCCGGUCACAGCAAGUCAUUUCUUCUCCCUGGGUCUUGGGUUUCUCUCUAGGAGGGCUGGGCAGACUGGUGACCUACCACCUAAAAUCAGGACACUGAGGCCCAGGACAGGUUUACCUUAAUGUCCACAACCUCUCCUCUCAGGACCCUGAGCCAGAGCUGGACACCAGGCGAGAACUCAACAGUGAGGGAAGAACACAUAGGCAGAGGCAUAUCCACACUGACACACACAUGUGCGGGGAAGGCUCUCAUAGCUGUGCCAGCACCAGACAUGCACACUCUCACUCACAUUCGUGAGCACACUCAGACACCUGCACACUCCAGCUUUCGGAGCUGGGGGUGGGGAGGGUUCCCUUCAUGAACAGAGACACGGCUCCUCUGCCCGCCACAUGGGGCUCACUGCAGAUGCCAGGGGUUAUUUUAAGCCUGGAUCAAUGGAUGAUUUUUGGUGACACAGGCUUGGGGACGGCGGGCAGUGGAGAUGAGGGGCUGGUGCUCUGGUGCCUUGCUUUGGAGAGAGACCCCAGGGUCCAGGGAGGGCAGCCUGGGCAAAGGGAUCCCCCCUUAGCUGGACUGCUCCCUCUCUAGAUCCCCUUGCCCAGCACAUGGCUGGGCACCUGGGGGACAGUGUCAGCUGAAUGAAUGGCCAGACCCCAGGGCUCAGCCAGUUAGCUGUGGUCUGUCUUUGCAUUUGCCCUCUCCUGCUUCCCCCACUGCAAGGCUAUGUGUUCACAUGGAGAGGGCAUGGAGCGCCUGGCACAGACCUGGUAGACGUGGGCAUCUGUUGUUCCUGGCUGACCACUGAACAAGACUGAGAUGGGGACGAUGGAUGUGGGGAGGAGUUGGAGGUUGGACAUCAAUCCCUUGGGGGCACAGUGGAGGGGGCAGCUGAAAGCCAGCUCCUUCAUUGGAUAAAUGGAUAUAUAUAUAUAUAUCUCCUGACUGCAGUCAACUUGGGGUGGAAGCUGAGCAGAGCACCCAAUGAUGCCAGGACAGUGGGGGCAAGAGAGGGGCCCAGGGAGGAAAGCAUUGGAAGACUUGUUCUGGGCCCAGUAGGGUGAUCCUACCUGGGAAGAAGCCACAGUCCCAGGGGGCAGCGACAAGCCUCUCUAAACCUAGUGCCCAGCAAUAGGGUGGGAAAGUGGGGAGAAGCAGUCACCUUCCAAGACCCAGUAACACAGAGGACUGCUUGGCAGCGUGUGACGGGGGCACUGAUACAGACUGGACAGUUUGUGCCGUGGUUCCCAUGUCUAGGAACACCAGCUAAGGGAGCAGAAAAGGAUGCACCAGAAAAUACAGUUAUAAUAUAUAAAUAAACAGAAUAAUAAUCUGAAAGUUUGACAGCAAAAAGCAAACUAAAAACCAGUUACAAAACAGUAUGUAAAGCCUCAGUUGUCCCCGGUGAUGGGAUUAAGGCAAUUUCAUUUUAUCCCUUUGCUCAUCUAGUUUCUUUUUUCUCUAAAAUGGUAAUAAAGUCUUUUAAUGGGGUAGGGUCCUCCGGGCUGGGCGUGUUUGUGGGGGGAGGGGGGAGGAGCAGGCUGUCUCUGGCCAGGGCACAAGGAAUCACCCUGAUGGGGGAGGGCAUUAUAGGGAGGUCACCUGCCUUCCCGUUUUAGCCCUGAAAUUAGCCUGUCAGCCCCUCAUCUCAUCAGCAGAAAACCUGAUCCUCCUUUAAAUGUAAAUCCUUCUCCCUCUUCCUCCCUCCACCUCCUCCAUUUUUAUAAGCUGAUCCCAGUUGCUGAGUGAAGAGAGGAUGCAAGGGGGAGCAGGAAGGGCCCUAGGAGCCCAAAUUCUUUAUCUGAAACUAGAGACUAGAGUCAUUUCAUUCAUUCAGCAAAUACGGCAGAGGCCUGCCCUGUGUGGGAACAUCGGGGAAGUGGUCCAUGCAGCCCUUGCCCUCCUGACGCUCCCAUCUAGACAGUGGGAGGCCCCGUAUUGAUCCCUGACCCCAGAACGGGCAGUUUUUGAUGUUAAAAUGAGAAACAGGCAGAGAAAAGCAAAGCACCUGGGAUCGGGUCAUAUUCUCCAAUUAAAACUAACUUCAAAAACACAGCCGAGGGCUUCCCUGGUGGCGCAGUGGUUGAGAGUCCGCCUGCCGAUGCAGGGGACACGGGUUCGUGCCCCGGUCCGGGAAGAUCCCACAUGCCGCGGAGCGGCUGGGCCCGUGAGCCAUGGCCGCUGGGCCUGUGCGUCCGGAGCCUGUGCUCCGCAACGGGAGAGGCCACAACGGUGAGAGGCCCGCGUACCGCAAAAUAAAAAAAAAAUAAAAAUAAAAAAAACACAGCCGAGUAGUGCUCCGAGUAGGUUCCAUACCUGCCCUUCACCCUCUUCCCCCGGGCUUGAGAAAGGACCUGAGCAUCCUGUGGGGACCCGGGCAAAGGAUCUGCCCAUGGCUCUGCCCCCAGGCGACGCCCUGCUGUCCUCAUACAAGGCAGGGGCUAAACCAAUCUCCUCCCUUUCACACCUGGGGUGGCGGAGAGAUCCCAGGAGGGCGCCGACCAGGCCAGGUCCAUCGCCCAUAGGCGUGGGGUCACCCCAGGACCCCAGCCCGGUGACUGAGAAGUUCUUGGACCAGGGUGUGCGCCCCGGGGUUAAAGCUCCUCCCUAGGUGGCGCGGAGGGGACCCAUACUUGGCCCUCUGCUGCGGCUCUGCUGGGCGUUUCCUUCCCACUUAACAUUCCCUGCCUCAAGUCACACCUGUCUCGAUCGGAACCGAUGGAGGAGACGGGAAGGAAGGCGGGUGGGCAGCAGCGACUCUCUGGGGCUGCUGGGUCCCUUCAGUCCCCGCACCUGUGAACCGAAGCGCUCCCGCGGCGGGCGUAAUGUCCGAAGUAACAGUUCCGAGAGCCUUGAGCUGAACCUUCUGGAGCGCCAGUUCCGGGGAAUGUUUGGGGGAGGCCUUCGGGGAGGGUCCCUGGUGGGGCACCCAGGCUGUGCGGGCCCUGCCGCGCCCCCUCCCUCCCGUCGCCUCGACCGCGCUCCUCCCUCGGCUCUGCUUCCCUCCCGCCUGCCCCCCUUCCCCCCGCUGUCUCCCUCCCCCGCCCGCCCGAGGCCGCGCGGAGCCGGAGCCGCCGCCAGAGCGCGGGCAGUGCGGAGCGGGCGGCGGGAAGGCAGCCGUGUCCGGCGGCCCGCCGCCCCCGCUAGGCCCCAGACCCGCACACCCGCCGGGCCGGGGAGAGGCCGGGACCGAGCGCAGGCGAGGACCCGCCGCCCUGCCCGGGAGGAGUCCCAGGGCGCGGACUGGCUGCCUCGGGUCCGAGGUGAGGCUCGGCGCAGGACGCGCCCGCCGGAGGCGCGGCCCCGCGAGCCCACCCGGGUCUGGGGUCCUCUCAGGAGGCUGACGACCGAGGAGGUAUCCGCCGGGAGCCAGCGCUAGGACGGCAGGGCGGGCUUGAUCCCUGCGGGCGCGGGCGAGCGGGCCCGGAGCGCGGCGGGAGGGAGCCGCGGCGCGCCGCCAUGCGCCGGGUGCUGUAGCCGAAGGCGCGGGCCCGAUGGAGCGGGCCUGGGCGCAGGGGCUGCGCGGAGGCCGCGGCCCGCCGGCGCUCGGGCUCGCGCUCGGGCUGGCUCUGCUGCUGGCGCGGCCGCCGUCGGGCAGCGCGGGGUCCCCCGAGGCGCAGGAGCCGGCGGCGCCCGGCACGGCGGCCCCGGCCGGGGGCGACCGCUGCCGCGGCUACUACGACGUGAUGGGGCAGUGGGACCCGCCCUUCAACUGCAGCUCGGGCGCCUACAACUUCUGCUGCGGCACGUGCGGCUACCGCUUCUGCUGCCACGACGGACCGCGGCGCCUUGACCAGAGCCGCUGCUCCAACUACGACACGCCGGCCUGGGUUCAGACUGGCCGGCCUCCCGCGCGUGCCCGCGACGCCACGGUGCCCCGGGACCCGGGCCGCGAACGCAGCCACACGGUCGUCUACGCGGUGUGCGGCGUCGCCGCCCUGUUCGUGCUGGCCGGCAUCGGGGCGCGCCUGGGCCUGGAGAGGGCGCACAUACCGCGCGCGCGGCGCACCGUGACCAGGACACUGACAGAACUUCUGAAGCAGCCUGGCCCCCAGGAGCCACUGCCUCCACCUCUGGACCCACCUCUGGGUAGCUGUGUCCAGGUGCAGAUGGGCGAUGGCCUCCCCCGGGGCUCCCUCCACAGGAGCACAGACAAGAAACGCCCCAUCAACGUGCCCCUGGCUUCGGCGACAGCGGGCCCCCCGCGCGCCCCGCGGCUGCAGGGCGGCGGCAGCCUGACGAGGCAGCCGGACUACGCCAAGUACGCCACCCUAAAGGCAGCCGCGCUCAAGGCCGCAGAGGCCUCCCCGCGGGACUUCUACCAGCGUUUUCCCGCGACUGAAGCUGCCCCGCCGACCCUCCCGGCGCGAGCCCGGAGGCCCCCCGAGGACUUGCCUGCACUGCUCGACGCCUGCCCCUGGGCCCCGCCGGGCUACGUGCCCCCCGCCGGCCCCACCCCAUCGGGCCACUACAAGGCCUGGACGGACGGCCGCCCGGCCCAGCCCGCCCCCCGCGGCCACCUGGCGGCUCAUGCCUCCUCAGCGCCCCGGAGGCCCGGCGACGCACCCCGGCGCCAGUUCAGCGUGGAGAAGCUGCCCGAGGCCUUCAGCCCGCAGCCCCCUGGCCUGUAUGGCCGCGCCAGCCGCGGACCCAGGCACCUGAGCACCAACAGCAAAGCCGAGGUCACCGUGUGAAGAAGGGGCCGCUCGUUCUGAGGCACUGCACUGCCGGGAGCCCUCUUCUGCCUGGGGGACUCGCCAUGGGCUUGAUCGGGGGGCCCAGGCUACCGGAAUGAGGGGUGCUGGCCAUGAAGGCCAGCCCUUCUGCCUGCACACUGGACUAGGAGCCUCGGAGCCUGCAGGGCUCCUGGGCCCACUUGGGUAAAGCCAGUGGUUCUGUCCUGGGGGCCUUAGGGCCCGGGUUCCUUGUGUAAAUAAACCCUUUUCUGUGACUCCCAACCCUGAGAAUAAAGGAGCCCCAGCUUGGCUCUGCGAGGCACUGAUGGCGGAGGCACUGGUCAUUGACGGGACAGACGGCAGUGCCAGCAGAGGGCACAGCAUGUGCAAGAGCAGAGGACUGCUCCUGAAAGCUGGUGGGCAAGGGUUCUGGGAGCCAGGGAGAAGUAGCUGGAGAGGGUGGUCAGGGCUGAAUGCCAGGCUUAAUGUCCACACCAGUAGGAGCCACGGGAGAGGGCGCAGUUAGGCCCCAGCCAUCCUGAGGCUGGGCACAGGGGAGAGGGCUGGUGGGCUCCCGAGGGUCCAUGCCCCUUAAUGGAGGUGAGCCCCUUCCAGCCGGUCACCUGCUCUACAGCUUGAGCUGGCUGAGCCUGGCUGAUCCUCAUUGACAUUUUCUGGCCCUGGGCCGGCCCCUGGGCUGUUGGCCACUUGGCCAGUCUGGCCCAGGGCCACCCCCCUGAUGACUGUGGGCUGUGGGCCGAGUAGACAGCUGGUACUCAGGAUGGGGGAGCCUCUUCCCGGUGGCUGCUCUGGGGGAAAACAGGGAUGGGGAUGCUGGACCCAGAGCCUUGGCGGUGCCCCCACCAGGGUGCUUACCCCACUCAUGCUUGGCACUGCCAGCUCUCCCCCUUCCUGCCAGGCAGGCUCCCAGCACCUGGCCAUGGCCCAGGGCAUUGCCAACAGCCUGCGUACAUCAGGUUCGUCUGUGCCAGGCACUGAUGGGGAGCUUGAGGGCUGGGUUAUGUGUGUGACCCCAUUGUGUGACCUCAACAAAGUUUCCCUCGUGUGUAUCCUAGGCACACGGUACACUGUUUUAAUAACAGUGACCACCAUUUGCUGCUAUUUCUUCCAUUUAAUCCUCACAAAAGCCCAAUGGGUGUGUGGCUUUUCAGAAGAGGAAACUGAGGUCCUGAGACCUAAGUAACUUGCCAAGGUCACCCAACUGACUCCAGUUUAGGACUCUUCCGUAUUCUGCAACCACUGUGAAUCUGGUGGUGGGAUGGCAGCAGCAGUCGGUGUGGGGGAAGAGGGAAGGUUGUGUGUUGGCAGAGGGGCCCUUGCUCCCAGGGUACAGGGAGUCUCAGGCCUUCCUCCUGCUGGCUGGGCUGCCCUGAGGCCCCCAAACCCACCAGCUCUUCACCCAUAGGAAGGUCCACCUUGCUGUUUCUUCCAUCGGUUGAGGAAAUCAAGGCCCAGAAGCCCGCGGGCAGAACAGAGCCCAAAGCCCAUGUUCAUGCCUGCAGUGAGGACGCCCAUGGCUUACAGGGAAGGCAGCCCUCACACCCUCAACCCAGGAUGGGGUUGUCCCUGGGACUCUCCUGCAGCCGUACAGAUACGGCUGGGGGAGGGGGGUGGGUGCUGAGCCAUGGAUGCUGCAGACUCACAAAAGGACUGGGUUCCUGGGCACGUAUCAGCCACCCAUGGCCACCCACCCUGGUGACAUAGGCCCUGGCUAGGCUAUGCUGGGAGGUGGGCGUGACCUCUUGGUUCACUCUCAGUCCCAAGGGCCCUGGAUCUACAUCCCAGGGGGCCAGGCCUCCACUGAAAACGCUGCUGUAAUAACUGUGGACAAGGACCAGCUACAGCUGCCAGCCCUGCCCCGGGCUGCUCUGGCCCGUGGGACGGUGUGGUCUGCUGUUGACUGCCCUUCAGAGAACGGAGUGGCUUCGGGAGCUGAAGGGACUUGGCCCAUUUCUCAGCCGGGCCAGGUCAUGGACCAUGCACUUCAGCCCCCAGGCGUAUCCUGAUGUGGCACUGCUGACCCCGCCUCCCCACAGGGCCCAGCACUCCCCCAUCCCAGCCCUCCUUGGGGUCCGGCCCCUCACCAGCCUCACUAGGCCCUCACCAUAAACUGGCACUUCACGUGUGCUGUGUCGCUCAAACUGGCCAACAGCCUAUGGGGACUUCGUCAAAUGCAGGGACUGUCAGCCCCAUUCUGCACACAUGGAAGUGGAAGCUGAGGUGAUGCGUGCCCCCUCCCCCCUCCCCGCCCCACGCAAGGGGACCCAGCUGGCAAGUACAGGAGCUGGACUUGGAUGUGACUUGCAGGCCACAUCCUCAGAAGCUCACUGCCUCCCGGGAGACGGGGAAACCAAGGUGUAGCCCACCCAAUAGGGGAGAGGUUCCUCUCUGAGGGGUGAACACAGAAGGGCUUAGCAUCCCAAAUCCCAAAAAACCCUGCUGUCCCCUAAACAGCCAGCUCUGUGUCCUGCAUACAGUGACCUCUGACCCCAGCAACACCAAUACCCCUUUUAUCCCAGGUCUGUCCCAGCCCUGGAGUGUGAGCCAGGCAGCCAGCAUUGGGAGGAAGGGGCCAGGUGCAUGGGCAGGCAAGGAAGGUCCAUCAGAUUGAAGCCCCUGGGGCCUCUCAGCAGAGAGGGAAUGGCUAUCCUCAGUUCUGACCCACUGGAGGCCGAGCCAUGCAGUCACCACAGUGGUCGUGCCACAGACCCUCACACGCCUCACGCUGGGUGGUACCAAUCUGUGUUUAUUCAAUAACCUACAUCCAGGACACAGUGAAUGAUUCCACAUCAAGGAAGCCAUAGGUGUAUCCCCCUGUUCAGUGAAAAAACAACCCCCCCCCCACCCC
Orcinus orca (killer whale) is the source of this 10670-nucleotide messenger RNA. It is a transcript of the gene SHISA8, whose product is annotated as shisa family member 8. Lineage: Eukaryota; Metazoa; Chordata; Mammalia; Artiodactyla; Delphinidae. Gene Ontology annotation, cellular component: dendritic spine membrane; postsynaptic density; postsynaptic membrane. The coding region runs from base 6620 to 7819 and encodes 399 amino acids. The record is from RefSeq and is a predicted model, not a curated record. The transcript has 4 exons. Gene Ontology annotation, biological process: regulation of AMPA receptor activity; regulation of short-term neuronal synaptic plasticity.